AGGCCAGCGGGACUGUCAGCUGAGCACCGCUGGGCGGGGUCGCGAGGGCGCACGUCAGCCCCAGGCUUCCGAGCCCCCGCCACCGCCCCCGGCCGGUGCCCUGGUCAGCGUUUGCAUCCGGGUCCGGAGCCCUUUCCCAGCCGGCAAGAUGCCGAGGAAGCAGUGAUCCCGAGGGAGGUUGGAUCCCGAGCGCCGGGAACUGCUGCCAUGUCCCACCAACCACUUAGCUGCCUGACUGAGAAGGGGGACAGCCCCACCGAAACCACAGGAAAUGGACCCCCCACUCUGGCUCACCCAAACCUUGACACGUUCACCCCACAUGAACUGCUGCAGCAGAUGAGAGAGCUUCUAAUCGAGAACCAUCAGCUGAAAGAAGCCAUGAAGCUAAAUAAUCAAGCUAUGAAAGGGCGAUUUGAGGAGCUUUCAGCCUGGACAGAGAAGCAGAAGGAAGAACGCCUUUUUUUUGAGACCCAGAGCAAAGAAGCCAAAGAGCGCCUAACAGCUCUGAGUCUUGAAAAUGAAAAACUGAAGCAAGAACUUGGAAAACUAAAAGGGAAAACUGAAAGGUCAUUUGAGGACCUCACUGGGGACCCCAGGGUCCCCAAGGCGGAAGCAGAACAGGAAGUAGAACAGCUGAAGACCCAGGUGGCACGCCUUCAAGCUGAAAAGGCGGAUCUGCUGGGCAUCGUGUCUGAAUUGCAGCUCAAGCUGAACUCAGGUGGCCCCUCUGAAGACUCCUUUGUUGAAAUCAGGAUGGCUGAGGGAGAAGCAGAUGCAGCAAUGAAGGAAAUCAAGACAAGUCCUGGGCCCAUAAGAACUGAUUCCAUUGACACGAGCAAAUCUGCAGAAGGUACCAGGAAUUAUUUGGAAUUUGAGGAAUUAACUGUGAGACAGCUCCUGCUGUGUCUAAGGGAAGGAAACCAGAAGGUGGAGAGACUUGAAAUCGCCCUCAAGGAAGCCAAAGAAAGAAUUUUAGAUUUUGAAAAGAAAGCCAAGGAUCAUUCUGAGACUGAGACCCAGACAGAAGAGCACAAAGAACAAGAGAAAGAAGAGGAGAAAAGCCCAGAAACUGUUGGAAGUGAAGUGGAAAUGUUAAACCUUCAGGUGACAACCCUGUUUAAGGAGCUUCAGGAGGCUCACACGAAACUCAGUGAAGCUGAGCUCAUGAAGAAGAGACUUCAAGAAAAAUGUCAGGCACUUGAAAGGAAAAAUUCUGCAACCCCAUCAGAGCUGAAUGAAAAGCAAGAGCUUCUUUAUAAUAACAAAAAAUUGGAGCUCCAAGUGGAAAGCAUGAGAUCAGAAAUCAAAAUGGAGCAAGCCAAAACAGAAGACGAAAAGUCCAAAUUAACUACUCUACAGUUGACCCACAACAGGCUUCUUCAAGAAUACAAUAAUGCACUGAAAACAAUUGAGGAACUGAAAAGAAGAGAGUCUGAAAAAGUGGAUAAGGUGGUGCUGCAGGAACUGAAUGGAAAGCUGGAAAUGGCAGAGAAGGCCCUGGCUUCCAAGCAGCUCCAAAUGGAUGAGAUGAAGCAGACCAUUGCCAAGCAAGAGAAGGACCUGGAAACCAUGGCUGUUCUCAGGGCUCAGAUGGAGGUAUACUGUUCCGACUUUCAUGCUGAAAGAGCAGCAAGAGAGAAGAUUCAUGAAGAAAAGGAGCAACUGGCAUUGCAGCUGGCAGUUUUGCUGAAAGACGACAAUGCUUUUGAAGACGGAGCCAGCAGGCAAUCCUUGAUGGAAAUGCAGAGCCGUCAUGGGGCAAGAGCAAGUGAUGCUGACCAGCAGGCUUUUCUUGUUCAAAGAGUGCCUCUGCAGUGAGCCACAGCGAACCCCUGCAUCCCCAGGAGACCCUCAAAAACCCACAGGCAGAAAACCAAAAGCUUUUAGAUAAGAAAAAACAAUUUGAGAAGACUGCUGAAGAGCUAAAACAAGCAGAACAAGAACUAACUGGACUUCUCCAAACCAGAGAGAAAAAAGUACAUGGUGUGGAGAUAAAAUUAGCUGCCAUUGCAACAAGUGAACAGUAUUAUUCAGAACAGAUUAAAGAGCUGAAAACUGAGCUUGAAAAUGAGAAGCUUAAGAAUACUGAACUGCAAGUUGCAAGAGGCUUUCACAGAAGAAAGAACUAGCACAAGAAACAAGUGAUAUGGCCCUAGAAGUCAAGAAACAGCAAGAAGAUAUUAAUAACAGCAAAAAGCAAGAAGAAAGUACUAGCAC
Phacochoerus africanus (Common warthog) is the source of this 2217-nucleotide messenger RNA. It is a transcript of the gene OPTN, whose product is annotated as optineurin. NCBI's taxonomy places the organism in Eukaryota, Metazoa, Chordata, Mammalia, Artiodactyla, Suidae. Bases 208 to 1818 code for a protein of 536 amino acids. The transcript has 14 exons. Gene Ontology annotation, cellular component: cytoplasm; Golgi apparatus; nucleus. Gene Ontology annotation, molecular function: K63-linked polyubiquitin modification-dependent protein binding. Gene Ontology annotation, biological process: regulation of canonical NF-kappaB signal transduction; protein localization to Golgi apparatus; Golgi ribbon formation. The record is from RefSeq and is a predicted model, not a curated record.